This is a messenger RNA of Asparagus officinalis (garden asparagus), 2761 nucleotides long. Its product is annotated as putative rRNA methyltransferase. The transcript is spliced from 11 exons. Gene Ontology annotation, cellular component: nucleus; nucleolus; preribosome, large subunit precursor. Gene Ontology annotation, molecular function: rRNA (guanine) methyltransferase activity; rRNA (uridine-2'-O-ribose)-methyltransferase activity. Bases 84 to 2501 code for a protein of 805 amino acids. Lineage: Eukaryota; Viridiplantae; Streptophyta; Magnoliopsida; Asparagales; Asparagaceae. The record is from RefSeq and is a predicted model, not a curated record. Gene Ontology annotation, biological process: rRNA methylation; maturation of 5.8S rRNA from tricistronic rRNA transcript (SSU-rRNA, 5.8S rRNA, LSU-rRNA); maturation of LSU-rRNA from tricistronic rRNA transcript (SSU-rRNA, 5.8S rRNA, LSU-rRNA).
UCCUUAACUUCCCUCUUCGUCUCCCACCAUCUGACCCCCAAAACCCUAGAACCUCAAAACCCUAGAGCCCCAUAACCCUAAAAAUGGGGAAAGCAAAGGGAAAACAGCGCCAGGACAAGUUCUACCACUUAGCAAAGGAACAAGGCUACAGAUCUCGUGCCUCCUUCAAGCUCCUCGAGAUCGAUGCCAAGUACCGCAUCCUCCCCUCGUCCCGCUCGAUCCUCGACCUCUGCGCCGCCCCCGGAGGCUGGACCCAGGUCGCCGUACGCCACGCCCCCGUCGGCUCCUUCGUACUCGGCAUCGAUCUCGUGGCCGUCAACACGGUGAUUCACGACGGAUCGCCUAAUGUUGGUGCUAAUUGGACGAGGGAUGCUACGAGCCAGUCGGCGCUUGUGGUGGAUUCCGUUAGGUUGGCUACUUAUUUCUUGGCGCCCAAGGGGACUUUUGUUACUAAGGUUUUCAGGUCACAGGACUACACUGCUAUCAUCUACUGCCUUAAACAGCUUUUUGAUAAAGUUGAGGUGUUUAAACCAGCUGCGAGUCGUAGUACAUCUGCUGAAAUAUAUGCUAUUGGAUUGAGAUACAAGGCUCCUGCAAAGAUUGACCCACGCCUUCUUGACAUUAAGCACCUAUUUCAAGGGGCUAUAGAGCCGCCAAAGGUGGUUGAUGUUCUUAGAGGGACAAAGCAGAAGAGAAAUCGUGAAGGAUAUGAGGACGGAGUGACUACCUUGUGGAAGGUCGGUUUAGUUUCAGAUUUUAUUUGGUCCGAGAACCCUCUCAGUAUUCUUGGUUCUGUUGGUCAAUUAUCUUUUGAAGAUCCAGCUUGUUCAUCUAUUAAAGAUCAUGAAUUAACAACAGAGGAGAUUAAAUCUUUAUGCGAGGAUUUAUAUGUCCUGGAUAAACAUGGCUUUAAGCAUCUAUUGAAAUGGCGCAUGCGAAUAAGAAAGGAGCUUUCUUCAACUAAUAAGGUCACUCCAAAAGAUACUCCCACUAAAGAUGCCAAGGGGGAUGAGGAUGAGAAUCUACUGAAUGAAAUGGAAGAAUUGACGAAUGCUCUGGAACGCAAGAAAAAGAGAGAGAAGAAGAUUCUUGCAAAACGCCGAGCGAAGGAGAAAGUGCGCAAAGCAACUGGAAUGCAAAUCGAUGCUACCCAAGACAGUUAUUAUGACCGUGAAUUAUUUUCUCUUGCCUCUAUUAAGGGAAAGAAAGAACUUCAGGCUGUUGAUUCAACAGAGAUUGAUGAAGAAAAUGACUUUAAUGUCAGUGACAGUGAAGAUGAGGCCUCUCCUGCAGAAGAUCAUGAGGAAUCCGGUGAAAUGGACUCUGACGAAGAGCAGAAGCGAUAUGAUGAACACCUUGAGGAAAUGCUUGAUGAAGCCUAUGAACGGUAUAUAUCUAAAAAGGGAGGAAGUAGCAAACAGCGAAAACGAGUAAAACUUGCCCGAACUAAUGGUCAAGAUGAGUUGUUUGAGGAAGAUGAUGGUGAAGACCUAACACCUGGUCAGGAUCUUGACCAAGAGGAAAUGAAGGAAGAAAAAAAUCCUCUCAUGGUACCUUUGCAAGAGGAAGAACAGCCAACUCAGGAGCAGAUCAUGGAACAGUGGUUCAGUCAAGAUGUCUUUGCCGAAGCAGCAGAAGAUGGUCUAUUCCAAAAGAGCGACAGUGAAGACGAAAAAGAGGAGGAAGAAAAACCACUACCCAAGGUUGCCAAAAAGUCGAAAACCAGAGAUUCAGUUCCUUCUAAAACCAAAGUCUCUGAUGAGCUAGAGGACUUUGAGGUUGUACCAGCAGAGCCCUUAAAAACAAAUGAAGACUCAUCCUCUUCAUCCUCCGAUGAUUCAGACUCAGAGGAAGAAGAUGAAGACACAAAGGCCGAAAUACUAGCAUAUGCCAAGAAAAUGCUGAGAAAGAAAAAGAGAGAGGAGAUUCUCGAUGACGCCUACAACAAAUACAUGUUCGAUGAUGAGGGUUUGCCGACAUGGUUUGUGGAGGAAGAGAAGAAGCACAGCCAACCUAUGAAGCCCAUAACCAAGGAAGAAAUCAAUGCAAUGAAGGCACAGUUCAGAGAGAUUGACGCCCGUCCCGCCAAGAAAGUAGCAGAGGCAAAGGCCCGAAAGAAGCGGGCAGCAAUGAAAAGGCUUGAGAAGGUUAAGCAAAAGUCAAACUCAAUCUCGGACCAGACUGAUAUAUCUGAGAGGUCGAAGAGGAAGAUGAUAGAGCAGCUCUACAAGAAGGCGACGCCGAAGAAGCCAGAGAGGGAGUACGUGGUUGCGAAGAAGGGAGUCCAGGUGAGGCCUGGGAAAGGGAAGAAGUUGGUGGAUCCGAGGAUGAAGAAGGAUGCAAGGACGAAGGGAAGUGGGAACAAGGGAGGUGGGAAGAAAAGCAGGGUUGGGAAAGGGAAAGGGAAAGGGAAGGGUGGUGGUUUUAAGGGGAAAGGGGGAAAAGUUGGGGGGGGAGGUAAAGGGAGGAAAAAGGGAGGCAAGGGGAGUAUGCACGCGUGAGCGAGAUAAGAAUGAUAUAUAUAUUGGGCAUCGUCCAUCAUAGCGAGCAGUUUUCAUGGAUUCUGUCAUUUUUGCUGGGCAUUCUUUGAUAUAUUCAGAUAUGCUGUUUGUUAAGCUACUUAUAUAUUUGAUUUACCAUUAAACUCUUAUUGGGUUUGUAACCUAAUUUUGAUUUUCACAUUGUCGACGUUGGCCUCUAGUUGUGAAUGCGAUGGAAGUGGUCUUGUUAUCUCGUAUUUAAGCAUGAGUUCAUUUGCAUC